UCGGAUCUAUAUUAGGCUAUGUUAUAUUAAUUUCCCUAAAUUUCAGGAAUUAUGGCGUUAAGAGAUAAAUACGUACCAGCAGAUGUGUAUGCGUGGACGGCAAUUCUUAUUUUGCCAAUUAAUUCGGCUAUGAACCCAUUCUUGUACACAUUUUCUACAAUAUUUGGGAAAAUGAAAUUAAAUCCGGAUGUAGACGAACAAGUACGUGUCGACUUAGGAAAAGAAAUCGCUACGGCGGCAGUUCUUGACACAUUGCCGUACUUUAUGGCAAGGAGACUCAGACGUGGAACUCGAAUAAUUUCUCUACAAGAUCAUUUACAUGGAGGGACUAUGACACAAUGGGAGAAACUAUGUGUAGCAUACCAGUUGGCUGAGUGUUUGAGCUGCCUACAUUCUAAUGACCUAGCCUUAAAAAAGAUUACAACGAGCACGAUAUUGCUUCGCUUGAACUUACUAACCAACGUAAGUUGUAUGCAAUGUAUUUUAGAUAUGUCUUUGUUUCAAUUAAUGAUAUUUGCCAUAUUUGCAACUUUUUUAUAUGGUGAACAUACAAUGUAAUCAAUAUAGCAAAUACAUGACAGUGGCUGUCAUUCUAUUUAAACUUCAAUGAAUCGAGAUCAGCCUUAAAAUGUUAUUAAGUCUACCUAUGUCGAGCGUAUAUAAAUAUGU
This is a messenger RNA of Ruditapes philippinarum (Manila clam), 669 nucleotides long. RefSeq lists its product as uncharacterized. The record is from RefSeq and is a predicted model, not a curated record. The coding region runs from base 52 to 558 and encodes 168 amino acids. Lineage: Eukaryota; Metazoa; Mollusca; Bivalvia; Venerida; Veneridae. The transcript is spliced from 3 exons.